Aspergillus nomiae NRRL 13137 is the source of this 2691-nucleotide messenger RNA. RefSeq names its product potassium ion transporter. The coding region runs from base 31 to 2691 and encodes 886 amino acids. Gene Ontology annotation, biological process: potassium ion import across plasma membrane; intracellular potassium ion homeostasis. Lineage: Eukaryota; Fungi; Ascomycota; Eurotiomycetes; Eurotiales; Aspergillaceae. Gene Ontology annotation, cellular component: plasma membrane. The transcript is spliced from 3 exons. Gene Ontology annotation, molecular function: high-affinity potassium ion transmembrane transporter activity. The record is from RefSeq and is a predicted model, not a curated record.
CCUUUCGACCGCCUUCAGGUUAAGGUUAAGAUGGACUCUGGCUCGGCGAAACAGCCAAUCCGGGUAAGCGAUCUACCGAUGUGGCGUCUGGCAAGGGUGGAGCCACGAGGAGGUACGGCCACAGAAAAGCGCGGCCGGUUGCGCAUUUCCUUCUGCAAACCACAGGCAGAGAAAUUAAACCAAUUUCUAGAAUCCUCCCGUGCAUCUGCCACGCGAGAAUUCUCCGACCAUUUCGUGACUCUCAGACGGACGACUGUUCCCCCGUCAGGAUCACCAAGCGGUGGUACAGCCGUAGUCGUCAAGAUGUUUUCCUCUUUCAUUCGCGGGGUAGCCUCGGUCAAGUCGCAAGUGCCACUAUUAAGGAGCCUGCGCCUCAACUACAUCUUGAUACACUAUAUUUAUAUCAUUGCGAUGGCCAUAAUCACCUCGAUUAUUAUCUACCCAGGAAACGACCUCGCUUAUAUCGAUGCGCUCUUCUUCUCAGCGGGGGCCGCCACGCAGAGUGGGCUGAACACGAUAGACUUCAACCUACUGAAAACAUACCAGCAGGUCAUCCUCUACUGGGUCUCCAUGCUGACGACCCCCAUUUUCAUCAACACCGUUCUUGUCUUUGUCCGACUGUACUGGUUUGAAAAGCGAUUUCAGCAUGUGGUUCGUGAUGCUCGAGCUUUGCGCCAAACCCGAUCCAGAAUGCGGACGAUUAGCGAAGACAAGGAUAACCAAAAUCACAACCGGGAGGAGGCUGGCGUCGGGGGUCGCGCCAUUGUGGUGUUGCGCGAUAAUCAAGGAGACCCCCGGGACCGUGAGCAACCAGACGCCAUCUACAAAACGUCUUCCGACAGUGGCUCGGGACCCAGUUCUUCGGGUGCCAGAGAUGAGAGUGGCAAUACCUCCGAGCAAGAAACCGAUAGCAACAACUUGAGGCGAGAGUUCGGGAGUCUCCGGGUUCCGGCUCAAUUGAGCCCCGAACAUCACAUUGCCUUCUUGGAGAAUCAACGGAGGACCAAAGGUGCCUUGAGGAUACCUAGUCCGAGGGAGUAUGACCGUGGUGGCGUUCCCGAGGUCCUGGAAGAAGAGGAGGGUGGAGGGGUAGAAGCCGCUCGCAAGACCAGCAAUCAAUCCGACGAUCCACCGAGUCCACGCCAUGUGGAGGAGGACGACCGGGUAGGGCCGAUGGAGGGGCCGCAUAUUACCAUCAAUGAGCCAGAUAUGAUACGGACACGGACGAGGAAUUCCACCUUUCCCCGGUUAGACACCCGUCCUACCGUGCGCGAGACGGCGGACUUGAGCGAUCCAUCGCCUCUGGCCCGCACCACCACCCGGAGACCCACGUUCACCGGCGUGUUUCGGUCCCUGACGCAGGAGAGAGACCGGAACACGCUUCCCUAUCUGAGCUGGAAUGCGACGGUCGGCCGUAAUUCCCAGUUCGUUGACUUGACCGAGGAGCAACGGGAUGAGCUAGGAGGCAUCGAAUAUCGAGCACUCAAAACAUUGGCAGUCGUGCUGAUCUCGUACUAUGUCUUUUUCCACCUACUAGGGAUUAUCUGCUUGGUGCCGUGGAUCCUGACGACUCGCUGGGGUGUGGUUGUCACUAGUAUUGGGCAAGGACGACCUUGGUGGGCGAUCUUCACGGCUGCAUCCUCUUUCAACGACGUGGGAUUCUCCAUCACCCCUGACUCGAUGAGCUCCUUCCAAGAAGCCGUCUUUCCCCUGCUUCUGCUGGCCUUCCUCAUCAUCAUCGGUAACACAGGCUUUCCCUGUAUGUUGCGAUUGAUCAUUUGGGUAUUGUCCAAGCUUGUGCGAAAAGAAUCCCCCUUGUGGGAAGAGUUGAAGUUUCUCUUAGAUCAUCCUCGUCGCUGCUUCACCCUUCUCUUCCCCCGCAAUGCUACUUGGUGGCUGUUUGCCAUCCUGGUGGCGUUGAACGGGAUUGAUUUGAUCUUUUUCAUUAUUCUAGACUUGAAAGAUUCGGCAGUCACCUCUCUAUCCACCGGUAUCAAAAUCUUAGACGGCCUUUACCAGGCCGCGUGCACGCGUACUGCAGGCUUUGCUGUCGUCAGCAUAUCAGAAUUGCAUCCCGCUGUCCAGGUAUCCUACAUGAUCAUGAUGUAUAUCUCCGUUUUUCCGAUCGCCAUCUCUCUUCGUCGAACCAAUGUGUAUGAAGAGAAAAGUCUCGGCGUCUACCCUGCAGAUGAUGAGGACAACGAUGAGAACCAGACCGCGCCGAGUUAUAUUGGAGCUCACUUGCGGCGGCAGCUGAGUUUCGACUUGUGGUACGUGUUCUUGGGGUUGUUUAUCAUCACCAUUGUAGAAGGAGGACGCCUGCAGCGCCAGGACGAUUACUCGUUUCAAAUCUGGUCGGUCCUUUUCGAGGUCGUCUCCGCCUAUGGCACUUUGGUUAUCAUCGCCAUGCAAGUCCGUGGUCGGCAUCGUGGCCUCCCCUACUCACUGGACCGUGCCAUCUUGCUUCCAUCCGAGGCUUUGAACCACCAUGAAAUUGCGGAUGCAGAGCGUCGAAUGCGCCGCCGUGCCUCGAGUCUCAGCCAGAUGUCUACGGAUCACCGGCUGUCCCAGGCUCAGGAGAACGGCAUGUCCACCGGACAAGACCCCAGAGACAAAAAUACGCCGUGGUUCAGUGGGAGCCCUGUCUUGCGUCGCCAGUCCACCCUGCGAUCACAGAGAUCUCAACGGUAG